CUUACGUCAUCACCGCGCGCUGCGGUGCUGCCGAGGAGGAGGCGCCAUGUUUAUGGCCUCCGGGCAGCAGGAGGGAUGCUGUUCUCGCUGCGGGAGCUGGUGCAGUGGCUCGGCUUCGCCACCUUUGAGCUGUUCCUGCAAGGUCUGGCACUGCUUGCCUUCUCCGUGCUGCUCGUGCUCAAAGUGGACGGGCAGGCGCCCGCGCUGUCGUGGUGGGGAGUCUUCGUGCCUUUCUUUGCAGCAGAUGGGCUCAGCACCUACUUCACCACCAUCGUGUCUGUGAGGCUCUUCCAGGAUGGGGAGAAGCGCCUGGCUGUGCUGCGGCUCUUCUGGAUCCUCACCAUCCUCAGCCUCAAGUUCGUCUUUGAGAUGCUGCUGUGUCAGAAGCUGGUGGAGCACACGCGGGAGCUCUGGUAUGGGCUCAUCAUGUCGCCCGUCUUCAUCCUCCUGCAGCUGCUCAUGAUCAGGGCCUGCCGGGUGAACUGAUGGAUCGAGAUGGGCUCAUCGUGUUGCCCAUCUUCAUCUUUCUCCAGCUACUCGUGAUCAGAGUCUGCCAGGUGAACUGACAUCUCUGGAUGGGUGACCUCACACCAGCUGGAUACAGGCUCAUUGUGUCACCCGUCUUCACCCACCUCCAGCUGCGGAUGAUCCAGGUGAACUGAUGGAUACAGAUGGGCUCAACAUGUCACCCAUCUUCAUCCUUCUCCAGCUACUCGUGAUCAGAGCCUGGCGUUUGAACUGAUACCUCUGGAUGGGUGCCCUCACCCCAGCUGGAUAUGGGCUCAUUGUGUCACCCAUCUUCAUCCUCCUCCAGCUAUUCAUGAUCCAGGCCUGCCAGGUGAACUGGCAACUCCGGAUGGGUGCCCUUAUCUCAGCACCUACUUCACCACCAUCAUGUCCCUGAAGCUCUUCCAGGAUGGGGAGAAGCGCCUGGCUGUGCUGCGGCUCUUCUGGAUCCUCACCAUCCUCAGCCUCAAGUUCAUCUUCAAGAUGCUGCUGUGUCAGAAGCUGGUGGAGCACACACGGAAGCUCUCAUAUGGGCUCAUCAUGUCACCCGUUUUCAUCUUCCAGCAGCUGCUCAUGAUCAGAGCCUGCCAGGUGAACUGGUGGGUCAAGAUGGACUCGUCCUGUCUCUCAUCUUCAUCCUCUUACAGCUGCUCAUGAUCCUGUCCUGCUGGGUGAGCUGAGGGCUCAGGAUGGGUGCCCUCACCCCGGCUGGGUCAUGCCUCACCGGGGAGCCUCAGAUUCGCAGUGAUGCCCGGCUGUUCCCCAUCUCUGUCUUUGCAGCCUGGUAGGCGGCAGGUCCCGCGGGCCCAGGCUGCAGUUCCCCGCCGUGCUGUAUAGCAUCGCAUUUCUUCAAGAGGUCCUUCUGUGCUGCUUCUUUGUUCCAGUUCACUCAGCUCUUGAUAUCGGGCUGAAUGUAUCCUGCCACGCAAGCGCUGUUUGAUAGGCCAGUUAUUUUAGUUAAAAAUAAAAACUCAUGGAAGGAUUA
Molecule: messenger RNA, 1492 nt
Organism: Cuculus canorus (common cuckoo)
Lineage: Eukaryota; Metazoa; Chordata; Aves; Cuculiformes; Cuculidae
Gene: TMEM203
Product: transmembrane protein 203
Exons: 1
Coding region: 76-486 (136 amino acids)
Biological process (GO): intracellular calcium ion homeostasis
Cellular component (GO): endoplasmic reticulum
Source: RefSeq, a predicted model, not a curated record